This is a messenger RNA of Lynx canadensis (Canada lynx), 780 nucleotides long. RefSeq names its product synaptonemal complex protein 3 (gene SYCP3). Lineage: Eukaryota; Metazoa; Chordata; Mammalia; Carnivora; Felidae. The record is from RefSeq and is a predicted model, not a curated record. The coding region runs from base 70 to 780 and encodes 236 amino acids. Gene Ontology annotation, biological process: meiotic cell cycle; spermatid development. The transcript is spliced from 9 exons. Gene Ontology annotation, cellular component: synaptonemal complex.
GCGGGAAUUCUGAGUUGCCUCAGAAGAACGUCGCGACAGCCAGGCGGAUACCUCAGAAAACAACCAAAUAUGGUGCCAUCUGGAAGAAAGCAUACAGGGAAAUCUGGGAAGACAUCAGUGGAGAAUCAGGUGGUAAGAGCCUAUGACUUUGAGAAAGAAGAUAAAAAGGAUCUGAGUGGUUCAGAGGAGGAUGUCACUGAAGGGAAGACUCCGGUAACUGAUAAGCACGGGAAGAAAAGGACUUCUGCAGGAAUAUUUGAAGAUAUGGGGGGUGAAGUACAAAAUAUGCUGGAAAGAUUUGGAGCUGACAUUAACAAGGCUCUCCUUGCCAAGAGAAAAAGACUAGAAAUGUAUACCAAGGCUUCUCUCAAGACUAGUAACCAGAAAAUUGAACAUGUUUGGAAAACCCAACAAGAACAAAGGCAGAAGCUUAAUCAAGAGUAUUCUCAGCAAUUUCUGGCUUUGUUUCAUCAGUGGGAUAUAGAUGUGCAGAAAGCUGAGGAACAAGAAGAAAAACUAGCUAACCUGUUUCGACAGCAACAAAAGGCUUUUCAACAAUCUAGAAUUGUUCAGAACCAGAGACUGAAAACAAUUAGACAGUUAUAUGAGCAGUUCAUAAAGAGUAUGGAGGACUUGGAAAAGAAUCAUGAUAAUCUACUUACGGGCGCACAAAAUGAACUUAGAAAAGAAAUGGCUAUGUUGCAAAAAAAAAUUAUGAUGGAAACUCAGCAGCAAGAGAUGGCAAGUGUUCGAAAGUCUCUUCAAUCCAUGUUAUUCUGA